Messenger RNA from Python bivittatus (Burmese python), 4448 nucleotides. RefSeq names its product SPT7 like, STAGA complex subunit gamma (gene SUPT7L). Gene Ontology annotation, cellular component: SAGA complex. NCBI's taxonomy places the organism in Eukaryota, Metazoa, Chordata, Lepidosauria, Squamata, Pythonidae. The record is from RefSeq and is a predicted model, not a curated record. Gene Ontology annotation, molecular function: protein heterodimerization activity; transcription coactivator activity.
GUGAGGGGAAGGAAGAGAGGGCGCGGCCGUGAUCUCAGGGCUAAACGCUGGGUGCUAUUUGGUAUCUCCAAAAAAGUGUCACCAAGCUGGCCUUGAGGGAUCCCUAAGGGUGGGGACUUCCUGAAUCCGCUGGACGUUUUAUUGAGCAUCGCGGUGCUGACAGUCUUUGGACGGGAUACUGAGAAUGUUACUGCUUAAAGAAGAUGUUGUUCAGUUAAUUCAUAUAGACUGCAUUACUUAAUGAACCCUUCAACUGCAAUGAGAACUCAUUAGUACAUUUUUGGAUUCCCUGCUCCCCACAAUUUGCCAGAUCAAAAAAUUAAUCUUCAACAAGGACACUGCAGAAUCAGUCUUCUUCAUAGGACAGUCACUUUGUUACCUGAAUAUUUUUAGUACUAUUCAAUCAACCAGUAAAAAAGAUGCUCCGUUACUGGGGUGAGAUCCCGGUUUCCUCUAGUCAGGCCAACCGCAGCUCCUUUGAUUUGCUUCAGCGGGAGUUCCGUACUGUAGAGGUCCAGGAUCCUCCAUUGCAUCAACCUUCAGCUAACAAGCCUAAGCCUACAACCAUGCUUGAUAUUCCUUCAGAGCCCUGUAGCCUCACCAUUCAUACUGUCCAGCUGAUCCAACAUAACAGGAGGUUGCGCAGCCUCAUUGCCACGGCUCAGACUCAGAACCAACAGCAACUGGAAGGUAUCAAGAUGGAAGGAAGUGAGCCUUUGCCAACUUGUCCUGGGUCCCCACCACUCCCUGAUGACUUGCUUACUUUGGAUAGUAAAAUACCCAAGAUGCCAUUCCAGUUGAGGCACAGUGAUCCAGAAAGUGAUUUUUACAGAGGCAAAGGAGAGCCAGUAAUAGAGCUGAGUUGGACCUCUUGCCGUCAGCUUCUUUACCAGUCUGUAGCUACUAUUUUGGCUCACGCUGGCUUUGAAUGUGCCCAUGAAAGUGUUCUGGAGACUCUGACAGACAUCGCUCAUGAAUACUGCUUGAAGUUCACCAAACUUCUGCGUUGUGCUGUGGACAGAGAAGCUCGGCUUGGGCAGACCCCUUUCCCAGAUGUUAUGGAACAGGUCUUCCAUGAAGUGGGCAUUGGCAGUGUGCUCUCUCUGCAGAAGUUCUGGCAACAUCGGAUUAAAGACUAUCAUAGCUAUAUGCUACAGGUUAGCAAGCAACUCUCUGAGGAGUAUGAAAAGUUGGUAAACCCUGAGAAGGCAGCAGAAGAUUUGAAACCUGUGAAAAUCAAGGAAGAACCUGUUAGUGACAUCACAUUUCCCAUGAGUGAGGAGCUGGAGGGGGAUCUGGCAUCUGGAGACCAGUCGUUGCCUGUUGGAGUCCUUGGAGCUCAGAGUGAACGCUUUUCAUCCAACUUGGAAACUGAGGCCUCUCCGCAAACCUCUGGUGGUGAGGUGAACACUUCCCCUCUUUGGAACUUGGCCCCAGUAAAAAUGGAACCACAAGAGAAUGAGGAGGGCAAUGUUCAUGGGCACCAUGGAGUCCUGGGCGGUGAUGUAUUUGAAGAGCCAAUGUCAGGCAUGAGUGAAGCUGGGAUGCCACAGAGCCCAAAUGGUUCUGAAAGCAGUUAUGGUUCUCAUUCCCCUGAUAGUUUGAUAGGCUCUUCACCAGUCUUCAACCAACGCAGCAAGAAGAAAAUGAAGAAGAUGUGAAUUAUGGCUGGGAGGCACUGAGAGUGUGAACUAAUUCAGCAAAAUUAGGCCUGUGAUCAAGAAAAUAAGCUCUGAGUUGAUGGAUUUUGCAUGCUGUGAUUACCAUUCUACCUGUAGUACUUCCCACUACCUGAAUGUUUAGAUAGCUUAUAGUGGAGCAAACACCAUACACAGAGGUAACAUUACUUUGGCAGAAAAAGAUGUUUGAGUGACUUUUGGUGAAAAAAGACAAGAGUGACAUCAAUCAGUCAACUGUGAUCCCACAUGAAAUCUAUCUUGUGAGCCAGUGUAGUUUCCAACUAGUUAGAUUUUAAAUAGCCUAAAUGGUGGUACAACUUGCAUAAAUGACUAUAAUUUUGUAUUUCUGCAUUAAAUGGUUGACUGUAUCUUUAACUUGAAAGAUGGAAAAUGUGGAAGAGGUAUGAGAACUGUAUGAAGUUGUAAUAGAAUCCUGUAAAUUCCAUUUCACCUUUUGUUACAUAUGACACUUUGUUUUUGACUAUGAAUUUAUAUUUUGAAGAACAGAUUUUUAAUAUAGAAUUUUUGUUCCAGUAUAAUUACUAUUACUCUUGGUUUUUGGUCAAAAUCAUGGCUGAUAUCUGCUUUUCCUUGUAACAAACCAACUCAACAUAUAUCAAGGUAAUAGAAAUUUGGAACUGGUAAAUCUUAUGUAUGCUUUUAUGGUUUAUAUAUUAUUUUAUGUUUUUAAUAUUUUAAUAUUUUGUUGUAUAGUACACAGAUUGUUGUGACGUAUCCAAGGUCUAUGAUUGGUGCAUCAAACAAGUUUUAUGAACUAAAGAAAGUUUUUUUUUUUUUUAAGUAAGCAUAAUUUCAUUUUCCUUAUGCUAGUCUGGAAGGCCAAUUUAUGUGGAGAAUUCAUCCAGCUCUGCAUGCAAAUCUGUUAUGACUGAUCUCUUAAUUUUUUUAUACCAGUUAGAUUGCACUCUGAAAAUAGUAUUGAGCCUAAUUUGAACAUUGCUGAGAGUGAGCUUUGAAAGGCAAAACAUCUUCAGAACUGUGCUCUUAGUUCAUUUAUUAUAUCACAAUGUACUAUGCCUUUAUAAGUUUUUGUUUUUACUGUUAAUGCAGAAUGCUAAAUCUAGGUGAAUACUUUAUUAAUCUGGGGAGGGUUUGUAUGAUAUAUAUUUUUAAAUGUUGAUUUAUUUGUUUGUUAGCUGCUCUUGGACAUAGUUUUUUUUUUAAUAAUAAAUGAAUAUUUUCUCCUUUUUUGAUAAUCUUUUGCUUGAUUUCCUGUGUUUUGAGGUUUCCAAAAUCCUUUUUAUUGUACCAGAAAAUGGUCUUAAUGAAUUUGUGUAGGCUGUCACUUAACUACUGAUAUCUUAAAAAGUGCUUACUUAAAAACUGGCUUGAAACGUGGCAAACAUGCUUCCUAAUUAUGUAAGAACUUUGACGUAAUAAAAAGAAUUAAUAUUUACUGGAGAUACUGCAAGCAAAGACUUUUGAAAUCUUUAGGUUAAAAAAAUACAUUUUGAAAUUAUAUUUUUAUGAUUUCUAUACGAUUUCUUUUGAGUUCUUUGGAACUUUUUAGAAAGCAGCUUUUCAGAACAAGCAAAGACAGGCUGAAUGUAUGUUCCAGGAAUAGGAUGGGGGGGGAGGUCAUGAAAAUUUCAUGCUGAAAUUAUCUUCUUGGAAGUUUUUAGAACUCUUAACCUGCAAUAAAUCUACCUUUCUUUUUCAAAGUUGGUGAUAAUGGCUGGAUUAAACUCUUAUCUAUUACUUCCUACACAACUCUGCGAGAAUAGACAGUCAAUGCUGUGGUUAUUGAAUGGUAUCAAAAUUCACAAUGGUCUAAGACUCGAAAUAUAACCUGGCAGAUACUCUUAUCGGGGAUUUUUGCUAUCUACUCUAGAAGUACAGAUUGGUUUUAUACUGCCUUAAAUACAGUAAAUAUCUUUAAAAAAUGGUUGAAGCUGUAGGUUACAAAAGUGCUGAGGAUUCUUUUAAUUAUUGCUAUCUUUUGCUCACAGAAUUACAAUUGUUCCUCCUGUAAGAGGAGGAAUGAUGGUUCAAGUAGUUUAAAUCACCAGUGACUGGGUUUUUAUCACAUAUUAAACCACAAUUUUGUUUACUAUGGUUCAUUGAAUAAACCAUAAUUGUCUAGAUUCUUGCAAUAAGCUAAAUCCAUUUUUGCCGCUCCUAGACCCCCUUCAGAUGCCACAAAAAUUCAGAGGCAAAAUGGUGAUCUUUAAUGGAAAUAUUUUCUCCUGUUUAAAAACAGUUUAACCAGUAAAAUAGGUCCACUAAGCUUCUGGGAUUUCAGGGCACCUGUUUUCUGUAAACUCCCAAAUUCCUAAAAAUAAAGAGCAGAAAAUGUCAGCUGUAUCCACUUCGACGAUAUCCUAUUCGUUGCCAUGCUUCUUGCUCCCAUGACCCUCAGAGGCUGAAAAUAAGGAACAAGCAGCCUCUGGUUAAAAAAAGUUGCCCACCCUUGUCAUAAACAAUGGCUAACAAGCCUUGAUAGGUGGCUUCAUGGUAUGGUAGGCCAGAAACAAUCAAACCACACUGUGGAUUAGUACCAUUCUAUGUGCAUUGUUUUCUUAUACCACAUAUCACAAAUGCUUUGCAACCCUAAUCUUAACCUGUUUCACAGGUUCAACAUGUGUGCCAAUUUCUGGAUCACCCUCCCGUUUGGACUAUAGUAAUGUGCUUUACAUGGAGUGCCCUUGAAGAACUUUUGGAAGCUGCAGGUGGUCCAGAAUGCAACAGUACAGACAGUUCUGGGCAUUUCCCGAUAUGCCCAUGUAACACCUCUGCUCCACAAGCUGC